CAAAAAUAUCGACUUGCAACUAACCACCACCUCAAGCUUUCCCUCCUCCUCCUCCACGAGCGAUUUCUUUCUUUCGCCGCAGAUAUUCGCAGAGAAUCUGCUCCUCGUAUUCCAGUAGUCCACUCUCUCACCCCUACGAUUAUUCCUCUCCUCUCCUACGGCCGGAGCAGUACCUUCUUGUUUCUGCUUGCUUGUCUGCUCCUCACGCACCAGCGCCCGGCGCCGCCAUGUGCGUGGAGGAGCUGGAGGGCACGGAAAGGCUGGGUUUUGGAGAGCGCGGCGGCGACAGGAACGGGAACACCGACGAGCUCCCCUCGCCUCGGAUGGAGAGAGUUUGUGAGAACACAGUAGCUUCUGAUUUCAAGCAAAAUAAGUCUGGUAAUUUUGUCCCAAAUAUUAGGUCAGGGGAUUGGUCGGAUAUUGGAGGUCGUCAAUACAUGGAAGAUGCCCAUGUUUGUAUUGCUGACCUAGCUAAGAACUUUGGUUAUCAAUCUGUGGAUAAUGAAGCUAUUUCCUUUUAUGGUGUCUUUGAUGGGCAUGGUGGAAAAGAUGCUGCCCAUUUUGUUCGUGAUAAUUUACCAAGGGUCAUUGUGGAAGAUGCUGAUUUUCCUGUUGAGCUUGAGAAAGUAGUAAGGAGAUCCUUUGUUCAAACAGAUAGUCAGUUUGCAGAGACAACACUAUCUUCUGGCACAACUGCACUUACAGCAAUGAUUUUCGGAAGGUCUCUUCUAGUUGCAAAUGCUGGUGAUUGCAGGGCAGUUCUUUCCCGGUGCGGCACUGCAAUUGAAAUGUCAAUGGACCACAGGCCUUGCAGCCUCAGUGAAAAACUGCGGGUAGAAUCACUUGGUGGCUAUGUGGAUGACGGUUACCUGAACGGUUUGUUAGGAGUCACUAGAGCCCUUGGUGACUGGCAUCUUGAGGGCAUGAAAGAGGUUGGCUGUCCAGGAGGUCCACUUAGUGCUGAGCCAGAGCUAAAGGUGGUCACACUAACAAAGGAUGAUGAGUUCUUGAUAAUUGGCAGCGACGGGAUCUGGGACGUCUUCUCGAACCAAAACGCCGUCGACUUCGCAAGGAGGCGCCUCCAAGAACACAACGAUGCGAAGUCCUGCUGCAAGGAGAUCGUCGAGGAGGCGAUAAGGCGAGGCGCCACUGACAACUUAACCGCGGUGCUAGUUUCUUUCCACCUGGAUGCUCCUCCCCAGAUCAGGGUGAGCCGGCCCGGGAGGGUGGCGCGGAGCAUUUCAGCUGAAGGGCUCAACAGCCUCAGGACACUCCUGGGAAGCCAAAACCAGUGAUGGUCCAUCUUGCUGCAGUUUCUGUAGUAUGGUUGCAUUGCCGAGUUUCAAUUGAAUGUAGUGAUCUCGGCACCCCAUUGUUGUUAGAUGUUACCAUUGUUGUGACACCAGCUAUUAUUCUUGUUGGUAAUUAAGCCAACGAACAUGAGCUCUGAGCUCUGAAAUUGUGAGAAUUCCAAGCGGCUGUAACAAGUUGAGGCCUGGGGAGUAAGAAGUGAGUGCCCAGGCUCACUAUAUCAUGUUUUCUCCUCCUUUUUUUUUUUAACUUUCUUGUAAAUAAAAAUGUCAGCUCCUGUCAGGGCAAUUGAACGUUGACCUUGUAAAAGACAACCCUAUUGAGUGAAAUUGCCGCCAAUUGGCUCAUCUUUUC
Messenger RNA from Oryza brachyantha (malo sina), 1665 nucleotides. Its product is annotated as probable protein phosphatase 2C 54. The transcript is spliced from 4 exons. Lineage: Eukaryota; Viridiplantae; Streptophyta; Magnoliopsida; Poales; Poaceae. The record is from RefSeq and is a predicted model, not a curated record. Gene Ontology annotation, biological process: protein dephosphorylation. The coding region runs from base 228 to 1295 and encodes 355 amino acids. Gene Ontology annotation, molecular function: protein serine/threonine phosphatase activity; cation binding.